CAUCCGUCUGCACAUGGAGGGGACGCUCACCGCCCGCGACAAGGUCGGAGUGCAGGACUUUGUGCUGUUGGACGCCUACACCAGCGAAUCCGCCUUCCUGGAGAACCUUCGCAAGCGUUUCAGAGAGAACCUCAUCUACACAUAUAUCGGGACGCUGCUCGUGUCCGUGAAUCCGUACCAGGAGCUGGGAAUCUACACCGCCAGCCAGAUGGAACUUUACCAAGGGGUUAAUUUCUUUGAACUCCCACCUCAUGUCUACGCCAUCGCCGACAAUGCCUACCGCAUGAUGUGCUCAGAGCUGAACAAUCACUUCAUCCUCAUCUCUGGAGAGAGCGGGGCGGGGAAGACGGAGGCCUCCAAGAAGAUCCUCCAGUACUUCGCAGUGACCUGCCCGAUGACUGAGUCACUCCAGAUAGCCCGGGACAGGCUGCUGCUUUCCAUCCCAAUCCUGGAGGCUUUCGGAAAUGCCAAGACACCCCGGAACGACAACUCCAGCAGAUUUGGGAAAUAUAUGGACAUACAGUUUGACUUCCAGGGCAUCCCCGUAGGCGGGCAUAUCAUCAGUUACUUGAUCGAAAAAUCCCGCGUCGUCUAUCAAAACCACGGGGAGCGGAAUUUCCACAUCUUCUACCAGCUGCUGGCGGGUGGGGAAGUGGAGCGCCUCGCCUCCCUGGGACUUGAGCAGGACCCUCAGCUGUACAAAUACCUCUCACAGGGUCAUUGUGCCCGAGAGUCACCUAUCAACGACAGGAAUGACUGGAAAACUGUGUCCAAUGCCUUUUCUGUCAUCGACUUUACAGAAGCUGACCUUGAGAACCUCUUUGGGAUCAUCGCCAGCGUCCUACACCUGGGCAACAUUUGUUUCAAGGAGGACAAGCAAGGCUGUGCCAGCGUUCCGGACACGCACGAGAUCAAGUGGAUUGCCAAGCUCCUGGGGGUCUGCCCGGAGGUUCUCCUGGAAGCUCUCACCCACAGGAAGAUUGAAGCCAAAACAGAGGAGGUGAUAUGCCCACUGACGGUAGAACUCUCUGUUUACGCUAGAGAUGCCAUGGCAAAGGCCGUUUACGGGCGGACGUUUACUUGGCUGGUCAAUAAAAUCAAUUCCUCCCUAGUCAACAAGGAUUUCACCCAAAAGACUGUGAUUGGGUUGCUGGACAUCUAUGGCUUCGAAGUCUUUGACAAGAACGGUUUCGAACAGUUCUGUAUAAACUACUGCAACGAGAAACUGCAGCAGCUGCUCAUAGAGAGGACGCUGAAGGCCGAGCAGGCCGAGUAUGAAUCCGAAGGCAUCGAGUGGGAGCCUGUUCAGUACUUCAACAACAAGAUCAUCUGUGACUUGGUCGAAGAGAGACACCGAGGGAUCAUGUCUAUUCUGGAUGAAGAAUGCAUCCGUCCCGGUCCCGCUACAGACUUGAGCUUCCUGGAGAGGCUGGAAGAGAAAGUGGGCAAGCAUGCGCACUUCCAAACCAGGAAGCUGGCUGGUCCAAAGGGCUGGAAGAGGAUUGGCUGGCUGGAGUUCCGCCUCCUGCACUAUGCGGGAGAGGUCACCUACAGUACCAAAGGUGAAAAAAACAACGACCUGCUUUACAGACAUCUGAAGGAGGUGCUGUGUGGGUCCAAGAACAGCAUCCUGAGGGAGUGUUUCCUGGUGGCCGAGCUUGAAAACCGGAGGCGGCCACCCACGGUGGGGACGCAGUUUAAGAACAGCCUGAGCAGCCUCCUGGAACUUCUCAUCUCCAAGGAGCCUUCGUAUAUCCGCUGCAUCAAGCCCAACGAGAGGAAGGAACCCAGCAAGUUCGACGACUUCCUCAUCAGCCAUCAGAUCAAGUACUUGGGGCUAAUGGAGCAUCUGCGUGUGCGGAGGGCGGGCUUCGCCUACAGGCGCAAGUAUGAGCAUUUCCUGCAAAGGUACAAGUCUUUGUGCCCAGACACCUGGCCACAUUGGCACGGACCCCCAGGAGAGGGCGUCGAGCGCCUGAUCAAGUAUAUCGGCUACCAACCUCAGGACUACAAGCUAGGAAAAACCAAAAUAUUCAUUCGCUUCCCCAGAACCCUGUUUGCUACCGAAGAUGCCUUUGAAUUUAGUAAACAUCAACUAGUUUCAAGAAUCCAAGCCACAUACAAAGGCUGCCUUCGAAGGAGGGAAUAUGUGAGGAAGAGACAAGCAGCCACCAAGUUAGAAGCCCACUGGCGCGGCGCCCUGGCUCGCAGGGAGAUCAAGAGGAGGAGGUGGGCUGUGCAGAUCAUACGGAGGUUCAUCAAGGGCUUCAUCAACCGUGACAAACCCCUUUGCCCUGACAAUGAGGAGUUUGUAGUGCUCGUCAGGAAGAAUUACAUCCUGAAUCUUCGCUACCACGUGCCGAAGAGUGUCCUGGACAAGAGCUGGCUGAGGCCUCCGGGCAUCCUGGAAAAUGCUUCGAAUCUGCUCCGGAAGCUGUGCGUGAGGAACCUUGUCCGGAAGUACUGUCGGGGAGUCUCAGCCGAGAGGAGAGCCAUGAUGCAGCAAAAGGUGGUCACGAGUGAAAUAUUCAAGGGGAAGAAGGCAGGCUACGCAGACAGCCUAAACCAACCCUUUGCCAGCAGCCGGCUGGAUGAAAGCGACAUAAAUCCCAAAGUGCUUCAACUGCUCGGCAGUGAGAAAAUCCAGUACGGCGUCCCGGUCAUCAAGUACGACAGGAAAGGCUUCAAGGCCCGUCAGCGGCAACUCCUCCUCACUCCGAGGGCGGCGUACGUGGUGGAACUUUCCAGAAUCAAGCAGAAGAUUGAGUACUCAGCCCUGAGGGGGGUCUCCACUAGCAGCCUGAGCGAUGGAAUCCUGGUUCUUCACGUUUCACCCGGGGACAAACAGCAAAAGGGGGAUGCCAUUCUGCAGUGUGAGCACAUAUUUGAGGUCGCCACUAAACUGGCCAUGCUGAUUAAGAAGGAGCAUGCCGUCCGGGUUGUUCAAGGAAGUUUACAGUUUUACAUCAGUCCUGGGAAAGAAGGCACAAUCGUUUUUGAGACUGGAGAGGAAGACCAGGUCUACAAGGAUAAAAACGGACAGUUAACAGUGGUGUCGGCAGGGAAGAAGACCUGACAGAGGAUGACCUUUGCCCCUUAAGGUCACUGUUUCUGUUCCAACUGAGCAAGCACGGAUCUGAUCCAGUUAGCCAAGCCUUCAAGGACAGUGCCAGCAGCUCCUGGAGGAUGGAUUGCAUCAGCAGAACCUGUGCUGUGUGGCAAAGCCAGACCUCAGCGGCUUGGGUGCCAGGUGGUAAUGCUUCCAAUGUUUCCUGGGAGCCAACCUUGAGUCACCCACUGUCCCCAGUGGAACCCAACCAGGCACACCAAGAAGUCAUUACAGGGUGGGGGGCCGACUUGGGAGUAAAGGAAAUGUUGUCAUCGAGGGGCACAACUUGAAUUCUGCUGUCAAUGACACUUCCCUGUGGCCAGGGGCUGGGCCAGGUUCGCACAGGGGCUUUAGCCCUACAGGUUAUUUACACCCCCCUGAAC
Molecule: messenger RNA, 3492 nt
Organism: Peromyscus leucopus (white-footed mouse)
Lineage: Eukaryota; Metazoa; Chordata; Mammalia; Rodentia; Cricetidae
Gene: Myo1h
Product: myosin IH
Exons: 31
Coding region: 14-3076 (1020 amino acids)
Biological process (GO): actin filament organization; vesicle transport along actin filament
Cellular component (GO): cytoplasm; vesicle; actin cytoskeleton
Molecular function (GO): ATP binding; actin filament binding; microfilament motor activity
Source: RefSeq, a predicted model, not a curated record